This is a messenger RNA of Ilex paraguariensis (yerba mate), 320 nucleotides long. The record is from the annotation of a GenBank genome assembly. NCBI's taxonomy places the organism in Eukaryota, Viridiplantae, Streptophyta, Magnoliopsida, Aquifoliales, Aquifoliaceae.
CAAUCAGCUCUUACCCCUUGGUGUCAAUAGGCGAGUUCCUUUCUUGUCUUGUCCAAAGGCUUUCUUUAUUCUCAUUGGAGAAAGACUCCCACAGCAAGGUUUUACACAUAGGGCAAGGCAAGAACUAAGAUGCCCAUUUUCCAAGAAGGAAUUGCACAUCUUAAACGACAAGCUCCAACGAGAGCAAAAGCUGGUUGCGUUUUGGAAACAUAUGUCUGCUGCUAUCAAUCCAAUUCUCAUACAAUCUCGUUUGCUUUUUAUCCCGAACGAAAUCCACUAUCUCGAAAACAGGAAGAAGGCGCUGCUCGAAGAACAACAAU